Coccinella septempunctata (seven-spotted ladybird) is the source of this 552-nucleotide messenger RNA. RefSeq names its product vegetative cell wall protein gp1-like. NCBI's taxonomy places the organism in Eukaryota, Metazoa, Arthropoda, Insecta, Coleoptera, Coccinellidae. The transcript has a single exon. The record is from RefSeq and is a predicted model, not a curated record. The coding region runs from base 42 to 413 and encodes 123 amino acids.
GAACGAAAACAUUUAUUUAAAUUUGUCUUUUCCACAUUUAAAUGACAAAAGUCAUAAGACAAACAUUACUGCUCCCUCAGCAGGCUCACCAUCUUCUUCCAGCACCAUUCCAAGCUCCAGCUCCUCCCCAACCUCCGGCAUUGCCUGCACCCCAAGCUCCAGCACCUCCCCAUGCUCCUGCUCCAGCUCCAGCUCCAGCUCCUGCACCAGCUCCACCCCAUCCUCCAACUCCAGCAGCACCAGCUCCACCCCAUCCCCCAGCUCCAGCAGCACCACCUACUCCACCAGCACCAGCUCCACCCCAUCCCCCAGCACCAGCACCACCAGCUCCACCCCAUCCCCCUGCGCCUCCUACGCCUCCUGCACCUCCUGCACCACCCCAAGCACCAUUUACACCACCCCAUGCUCCUUGAGCACCCAAACCUGCAGCUCCCCAUCCACUUGGGCUGGCUUCAGCCACCACAAGAAGGGAAACUACGGCGAUAAGGGCUAUUUUGAACAUUGUUCUACAGUUGGUUAAGACUUCAGAUUCUAAUCAAAACUGAUGAAGUA